CGCUUCUCAAGACCGCGACACCAAGCUUUUCAACCAGAAGCUUGCAUCAAAUACAUUCACUACCAUGUCCGAAGUAGCCCAGUCGGGCCCGGCCGAGCCCCAGGCCAGACAUGUUGUAUAUUGCGGUGUGUGCAGUUUACCGCCUGAGUACUGCGAGUUCGGCGGCAAGGCGAAAAAAUGCGAGGAGUGGUUGAAGAGUAACCAUCCUGAUCUGUAUGAGCAUCUAUACUCUGAAGAGGCUCUUAGCUCCAACCUAUCGACCCUGAAAGUCUCUGUCCAGGAACGGGCUGCGAAGGAUGCGGCGAAGAAGGAGGCCAAGGCUGCUCUGGCGGACGCGCGCGACGCGGAGCGCAAGGCGGCCUCCAAGGUCCAGAUCAAGCGCGUCGAGCGGAACAAGCGCAAACACGUCAGCGUUAUCACCGGGUUAGAGGUCUACGGUCUGGAGAACAAAAAGGUCGCCAAGGAGCUUGGGAAGAAAUUCGCUACCGGGUCUUCGGUUACGAAGUCGUCUGCUGGGACCGAGGAAAUUACGGUGCAGGGAGAUGUGAGCGAGGAUGUGAAGGAGUGGCUUCUGGAGGUUUACGGGAAGGAGAUCCCCGAGGCGAAUAUCGAACUCAUCGAGGAUAAGAAGAAGAAAAGCAGUGCGCCACAAUAGGCACUCGAUCGCUUGACGCUGGGUAUUAUGCUAUGACUAUU
Molecule: messenger RNA, 696 nt
Organism: Aspergillus candidus
Lineage: Eukaryota; Fungi; Ascomycota; Eurotiomycetes; Eurotiales; Aspergillaceae
Gene: tma22
Product: putative RNA binding protein Tma22
Exons: 4
Coding region: 65-655 (196 amino acids)
Biological process (GO): formation of translation preinitiation complex; translation reinitiation
Molecular function (GO): mRNA binding; translation initiation factor activity
Source: RefSeq, a predicted model, not a curated record